Molecule: messenger RNA, 3054 nt
Organism: Eriocheir sinensis (Chinese mitten crab)
Lineage: Eukaryota; Metazoa; Arthropoda; Malacostraca; Decapoda; Varunidae
Product: endoplasmic reticulum transmembrane helix translocase-like
Exons: 15
Coding region: 1681-2742 (353 amino acids)
Biological process (GO): intracellular calcium ion homeostasis
Cellular component (GO): endoplasmic reticulum membrane
Molecular function (GO): P-type ion transporter activity
Source: RefSeq, a predicted model, not a curated record
AUAUACCUAUGUGUGGAGGGAAGGAGGAGGAGAGUGAGAGAGAAACAAGGGAGGAAACGGAGAUAAACUAGAGGAAGGUGGAGAGAAAGUUUGGUGUCCGUCAUUUUUACCUCCAUACUUAAACCCAUUUUUGGAGAGAUGGAGGGAACGGAGAGAAAAAAUGGAGAGAUGGAGAGAAAGAGAAUUUAUCUACCUAUGUGUGGAGGGAAGGAGGAGGAGAGUGAGAGAGAAACAAGGGAGGAAACGGAGAGAAACUAGAGGAAGGUGGAGAGAAAAAUCUGAUGUCCGUCAUCUUUACCUCCAUACUUAAACCCAUUUUUGUAGAGAUGGAGGUAACGGAGAGGAAAAAUGGAGAGAUGGAGAGAAAGAGAAUUUAUCUAUCUUAGUGUGGAGGGAAGGAGGGGGAGAGGAAGAGAGAAACAAGGGAGGAAACGGAGAGAAACUGGACGGGAAGUGGAGAGAAAACCUGAAGUCCGUCAUUUUUACCUCCAUACUUAAACCCAUUUUUGGAGAGAUGGAGGGAACGGAGAGAAAAAAUGGAGAGAUGGAGAGAAAGAGAAUUUACCUACCUGUGUGUGGAGGGAAGGAGGGAGAGAAAAAGAGAGAGACAAGGGAGGAAACGGAGAAAAAACUGUGCGACAUGGCUUCCCCUACCAGCCCACCGCCAUCGCUUUCGACCCCAUACAGAGGAUCCUGGCCGUCGGCACCAAGCAGGGCUCCAUAAGAAUCAUCGGUCGGCCCGGGGUGGACGUCCAUGUGAAGCACGAGGGCGACCCGGCGGUGGUGUGCCUGGCCUUCCUGAUCAACGAGGGCGGCCUGGUCAGCGCCACAGGGGAUGAUUCUUUGCACCUGUGGAAUAUACAGCAGAAGACACCGCAGAUUGUACACUCACUCAAGUUCCAGAGGGAGAGCUCCUGAUUGGCUACGAGAGCGGUCAGCUUGUCUUGUGGGACUUCAAAGGGCGCACCGCUGAAGCUCGCUACCAUUCUGCCGAACCACUGAGGUGUACCGAUCCUGUCGCUGGAGGCCCAUGCCUUGGUGCCCGGGGACAUCGUCAGUGUUAUCCGCACCUCCAGCAGCACCAGUAGCACCAGUAGUGUCGAGCUGAUGGUGCCGUGUGACCUGCUACUUCUCCGAGGGUCAUGUGUCAUCGAUGAAAGCAUGUUGACAGGGGAGAGCAUACCCCAGAUGAAGGAGGGCUUGGAGGGACUGGAGGAAAGGGAGAGAGAGACAAUGGAGAGAAAUCUCGACAUCGCUACGGACAGCAAACUUCACAUGCUGUACGCUGGGACAAAGAUCAUUCAGCACAGUUCACCACCGAAGACCACCACAGGUUUGAGAGCGGAAGGAUACUGAGAGAAGGAGGAGGAAGAAGGAAGAAGAGGAGGAGGAGGAGGAAGAGUGGGAGUGGCAGGACAUAGAAGACCCUUCGCUCUCUCUCUCCCUCGGUGCGAGAGAGAGAGAGAGGGAGAGAGAGGGAGAGAGAGAGAGAGAGAGAGAGAUGGAGCCCUGAAGCAGUACGAUCUCUAUCUGACGGGUGAGGGCCUGGCUUUCCUCCACCAGUGCCGCGUCAAGGCCCUGUCAAGAAUCCUCCCGGCCGUCAAAAUCUUCGCCAGAGUCUCGCCAAAACAGAAGGAGCUUAUCAUUACCCUCUACAAAGACCUCGGAUUCACGGCCCUCAUGUGCGGGGACGGAACAAACGACGUCAGUGCGCUCAAACACGCCCACUGUGGUGUGGCCAUCCUCUCUACAGCCCCGGACAGACCCGUACAGCCCAAACGGAGACAGACAGAGCGGCAAACGGAGAGACAACCGGACAAAAUCAGACAGCGGAAGGCAGUGCGUUCGGGAGGGCAAAACUUGGCACCACAGCAGGUCAGUGAAAGUGAACAGCUUCAGCGGGCACAGUUGCAGUUGAAUAAGCUGCUACAGGACUUUGAAGAUGAGACCAACACCCUCGUCAAGCUUGGAGACGCAUCUAUAGCCGCGCCCUUCACCUCCAAGCUCUCCUCCAUACAGUGUGUGUGCCACAUCAUCAAGCAGGGCCGCUGUACGCUGGUGACCACACUGCAAAUGUCCAAGAUCCUGCCUCUUAACGCACUCAUCCUAGCCUAUUCUCAGAGCGUGCUGUACUUGGAUGGUAUCAAGUUCAGCGACUACCAGGCUACACUACAGGGACUCCUACAGGCCGCCUGCUUCCUCUUCAUCUCUAGGUCAAAGCCGCUGCCGGAGUUAAGCGCUCACCGACCUCUACCAAAUAUCUUCAAUAUCUAUACGGUUGCGACGGUGCUUCUACAGUUUGGUUGCCACUUUACCGCCCUGCUCUACCUGGUCAACCAAGCCAACCACCUGGACAACCACACUGCUAUAGGGGGGGCGGCGGUGGACCUGGAGAAGCAGUUUGAACCUUCUCUCCUUAACUCCACUGUGUACAUAAUCUCGCUGGCUCUCCAAGUAUCAACCUUCGGGAUCAACUACAGGGGCCGACCUUACAUGGAGGGGCUGAGCGAGAACCGGCCGCUCCUAUACAGCCUCAUGGGAGCCUUUGGUCUCAUCCUCGCUCUCUCCCUCGGCAUCUUCCCGAUCUUUGGGAGGCAGUUUGAGAUCGUCGAGUUCCCGAGUGAGUUCCGGGUGACCCUCAUACAAGUUCUGUGCCUGGACUUCGCGCUGUCGUUCGUCAUAGAUAGAGUCUGCCUAGCAUUCUUUGGGGAGGGCAAGUUGGCACCCUCCCUGCGGCACUGAGAGAGAGAGAGAGAGAGAGAGAGAGAGAGAGAGAGAGAGAGAGAGAGAGAGAGAGAGAGAGAGAGAGAGAGAGAGAGAGAGAGAGAGAGAGAGAGAGAGACAGAGAGAGACACACACACACACACACACACACACACACACAGAGAGAGAGAGAGAGAGAGAGAGAGAGAGAGAGAGAGAGAGAGAGAGAGAGAGAGAGAGAGAGAGAGUAAUUAUUAAGUCUAUUUGUAUUUUUUUCUUUAUUUUUUUAUUUUUUUGAGAAAGUUAAAAAAAAUAUGAAAAUAAAUAAAUAAAUAAAUGUUUUUUGCACUG